AUUUUCCCUCAUUUUAGCCGGAGCAGUAUUCGGCGGCUUUCUGCAACUGUUAUCGGCUACAUCUAUGUUGUUUCUAUCGAAUGUUCCUACUGAUUCUUGGAUUUGUAUCAGAUAUAUACAUCUUCUGAUAAACACUGUGGUCUUGCUGGCGGUAUUGAUGAUGUCGGGCGCUCGUCUGCAUGAAGCGAGUACCGAAUCCGUUACAUUGUGGACGGAUUUAAUUACUGCGCAUCAAAAUUUCCAAAACAAGCAAGCGAUUCACAGUGUAAAAACAGCCGAUUUGUUGCUUUUCUUGCAAAACCGUAAUCACAGACACCACGGCCUGACCUUGGCGGGGUUUGCGACCUUAACAAGAAAUACCGCGGUCACACUGGGCAUUGCCUUUUCUGGAUUUGUCGGAUUUCUAAUGGAAAGGUCGGAAGAUUUCCGAGAAGGGGAACUGGUCUCCGACAUGUUAAAGAAUCUGACAGAAAGUGUAAAGCAACUCAGCCAUGACCGAUGA
Paramacrobiotus metropolitanus is the source of this 502-nucleotide messenger RNA. RefSeq lists its product as uncharacterized. The record is from RefSeq and is a predicted model, not a curated record. NCBI's taxonomy places the organism in Eukaryota, Metazoa, Tardigrada, Eutardigrada, Parachela, Macrobiotidae. The transcript has 4 exons. The coding region runs from base 65 to 502 and encodes 145 amino acids.